CUUUGGCACAAUCACUAUUAUUACAAACCAAAUAUUUAAAAGAAAAAAAACCAUUUAAUCAAUUUCAUAUAGAGAAAGAUUAAAUGGGUGUAGUUUUUCUAUCUAUUUUGAUCUUUUUUCUCACUCUAUUAUGGUACAUUUCUUUAAAGAGAGACAAGAAGGCAGCCAUUAGAGAUGGAACUAAGCUCCCUCCUGGUUCUUUAGGAUGGCCUUAUAUUGGAGAAACUCUUCAACUCUAUUCUCAACACCCCGAUUUUUUUUUCGCUGCCAAACAAAAAAGGUAUGGAGAGAUUUUUAAGACCCAUAUACUUGGAUGUCCUUGUGUGAUGUUGGCUAGUCCUGAGGCAGCGAGAUUUGUGUUAGUGACACAGGCUCAUUUGUUUAAACCAACAUACCCCAAAAGCAAAGAGCUUUUAAUUGGCCCAUCUGCUCUGUUUUUUCACCAAGGUGAUUACCAUUGCCGUCUAAGGAAGCUGGUUCAGAGCUCUCUUUCUUUGGACUCCAUCCGUACCUUAGUCCCCGAUAUCGACUCCGUGGCCGCCUCCGCCCUCGACUCCUGGGCCACCUCCGGUGUUAUUAACACCUUUCAUGAAAUGAAAAAGAUAUCAUUUGAAGUUGGGAUAUUGACCAUUUUUGGCCAUUUGGAAGCUGCUUACAAAGAUGACCUUAAAAAAAACUACAGCAUAUUGGAAGCAGGCUACAAUUCUUUUCCCACCAACAUUCCAGGAACUCCAUACAAAAAGGCACUCUCAGCAAGAAAGAGGCUAAAUAAAAUCCUAGGUGACAUAAUUCAUGAGAGGGGAGAAAGAAGGCUGAGAGAAAAGGAUUUAUUGGGGAGCCUUCUCAAUUCCAUUGAUGAUGAAUGUGAAGUUAAAAUAAGUGAUUCCCAAAUAGCAGAUAACAUAAUAGGAGCGCUUUUUGCUGCUCAAGACACCACUGCCAGUGUCAUGACUUGGAUUGUUAAGUACCUCCAUGACCGUCCCAAGCUUCGUCAAUCCAUAAAGGCUGAGCAAGAGGAAAUUUUAAAAUUAAAUUGUGAGAAUAAUCAAGGGUUAAAUUGGGUACAGACAAGGAACAUGCCAAUCACUUACAAGAUGGUAUUGGAGAGCUUAAGGAUGGCCAGCAUUAUAUCAUUCACUUUUAGAGAGGCUGUAGCUGAUGUGGAAUACAAAGGAUACUUGAUUCCAAAAGGUUGGAAAGUGAUGCCUUUGUUUCGGAACAUCCAUCACAGUCCAGAAUAUUUUCCUGAUCCUCACAAUUUCGACCCUUCUAGAUUUGAGGUUGCACCAAAACCCAAUACAUUUAUGCCAUUUGGCAGUGGAGUUCAUGCCUGCCCAGGAAAUGAACUUGCCAAGCUCGAGAUCUUGAUCAUGAUUCAUCAUCUAGUCACCAAGUUCAGGUGGGAAUUGGUUGGCUCGCAAAACAGGGUUCAGCAUAGUCCAUUUCCCGUUCCCUUUCAAGGCCUUCCAGCGAGAUUUUGGAAGAUAGCCCAUUAGAAAACUGUAGACGGGAAUAUGAGCCCGCACUAAGUGGGCCGAUUGCCAUCCAAUCCAAAUCCCAGCCCAAGCCCAAGACUUGGGCUGUCGUUUCAAGAAUCCAUUUUCUCCUCUCCCCUUCUCCAUCUGUACUCAAACAGUUUAUAUUAGUCUAAAAUUUUAAUUUCAUAAAUAAUCAAAACUUUCAACUAAUUAUACCAAA
Cucumis sativus (cucumber) is the source of this 1698-nucleotide messenger RNA. Its product is annotated as abscisic acid 8'-hydroxylase CYP707A1. The record is from RefSeq and is a predicted model, not a curated record. Bases 84 to 1496 code for a protein of 470 amino acids. Lineage: Eukaryota; Viridiplantae; Streptophyta; Magnoliopsida; Cucurbitales; Cucurbitaceae. Gene Ontology annotation, biological process: sterol metabolic process. Gene Ontology annotation, molecular function: iron ion binding; (+)-abscisic acid 8'-hydroxylase activity; heme binding. The transcript is spliced from 9 exons.